AUGCCGUCGACAGCAAGGGGAGUCUUCACAACAUCUCUGAGUCCACGUCCCGCUGACGGCACGACGAGGCGGUCAUUCCUAGAAGUGGAAGCGGCCAAUGGAGAGGAGACUACGCUGCUUGAAGGAGGGCUGGCAAACCCUUACCUUGGAGCAAUCACGGAGUCCUGUGACAUUGCUCUGCAGUCGCCUCGCAUAGCGACGGAUGCCACGGUCUGCUCCUUCCACCGGCUGCUCUACAUCACUCUCCUGGGCUGCUUCGUGGUUGCUGCACUCGUGACAUCGCCGUUCUCUUUGAAGCAGGCAAACCCCUGGGGUCUCCUGGCGCUCUUUCUGCCGAAGCUGGAUCAGGUGCCGCCCAAAGACGAGUGGAUUGCCGACACCUGGGAUCACUUCAAGAUGCCGCAGUGUGACUCUGGCCCCAUGGAUGGGGCCGUCCAGAAAGUCAAAUACUGGAUCAACGAAUCGACCUGGGUGAAGCGGAGACCAGCAAAGAAAAUGCCAGGGAAAUGGUGGCUCUUUCCCAACGAGUCGGGCGGAGGUCACUGGGUCCCGGGCCACAUGGUGCCGGCCGAACCAGGCCACUAUGAGUACAAGAUGGUACUGCACCACAAGUCGGUGCCUCUAUAUCGGACGCCGCAGCAGGAAGCUUGCGUCGCGAGUCGGCGGACAGCCAACGAUCUCCAUCAGAAGCUGAUACAGCAGCACAAAGACUUCCUGAAGAAGCGUGCAGAGAUGGAGGAGUUGCUCCAAUGGCAAGAGAAGCACCACUGUGACGCGCAGACAGCCAACGUGAAGUAUCACCUCCGCAAUGGUGGCACGGAGAUGCAGGAGCCCGAUGGUGCACCUUCUGGUGCGCACUGCCAGCGAGCCUGCACGGUGAAGCGAUUUGCUGCCUACACCUGGACCAAAGAGGACGGGUGCAUUCUCAAGAAACCACGCUCCGGGACAUCAUGGCAGGCGCUGCCGCAGACGGGAGCCUACUCGGGUUUCGGCUGUGAUGUGGAAGAGGUUGCCUCAAGCCAGUGGAUUGCAGACGAGGCGCAGAAGCACACACUCCUCGACGGAGUCCAGCCUUCGAUGGAUGCCUUGGUUGGACAUGGGACUCCGGGCACCGUGCUUUGCGUGAUGCUCCUGACGCCGUAUACUGCCAGUGUGGAUGUCGUGCUGAUGCAGCAGCGCACCAACUCCGGGAUCUUCAAAUGUGACCAACAUGCCAUUUACAGUAACCAGAAGCUACGCCUCGCGACUGGCUUGACGACGCGACGGAUCCACGAUUCUCAGCUGGUGGAGAUUGGUGGCCAGUGGAACACAGCCUUAGACACAGACCUGGCGCUGGCCUUCUGGCGAGCUGUGCUGAAAGAUCCGGAGUGGAAGCAGGUGAAGUGGAUCGUGCAAACAUCGCCGGAGACGGUCUUCAACUUCGGCAUGCUCAAAUCAGUGCUGCUCAAAGAGGAGCAGCAAAGUGGCCCGGACGCGAAGGGCACCUACUUAGCAGCUCCUGGAAUCACCGGAUUCCCUCCUUUCUUCCAGGUCUUGUCACAGACAGCUCUCAAAAACUUCGGCCUGAUGUCUCGCGAGUGCUUUUGGCAAAUGAGAUACUGGGGGAAUGAGCAGUGGCCACAAUCAAUGUGGAUGGACAAGAGACCCGUGCUCAAUGAUCUGAUCGGCAACGCAACCGGAGCAGGAGCGUGCCUGUCACCACACUCGACAAGCUCCAUUGCUCAUCAUCCUGUUGCCUUACGAGAGCAGAGGGUAUGCUUCGAACAUGGCGGGGAUGAGUUUACCCACCAGAAGCUGAAGAAGUGA
Messenger RNA from Symbiodinium necroappetens, 1806 nucleotides. NCBI's taxonomy places the organism in Eukaryota, Dinophyceae, Suessiales, Symbiodiniaceae. The record is from the annotation of a GenBank genome assembly.